AUUUUAUUAAAUUUGCUGAUAUUUUGGCAGCGUUGGUAAUACUCACUGCUGCUCAAAGCCCGCGACGAAUAACUUCCAAAGGUGAUUAGAGUCGGUUUUUGCAUUUCGUCCUCUGCCCCUGAACCCCUGAGCAGCUCGUGACCGAUAAGCCGUUUGUGCACAUCCUACCGGGACUUGCAAAGUACAAGCCAACUCUCGACAGCUUGACCGGCGUUCUACGCGGUAGUUGCCUAAGCCUUUACUACGGGUGGUCACAACCAUGUCGGCGUCACUAGCGCUUCUGCCGGCCAAGGUUUCGCCCGUGUCGGUACUCGUCAAGACCCAGCUGCGGACCAAGCCCACGCCGCCGCCGCCGUCAACGUCGCUCGCUGGCAAGGCGGCCAUCGUGACGGGCAGCACCGCCGGCCUGGGCCGGGAGGCCAGCGAACAGCUACUUGCGCUCGGUUUGUCGCGCCUCAUCAUGGGCGUCCGUGACGGCGCGAAGGGCGAGCGCGUGGCCGCCGAGCUGCGGGCCAAGUUCCCCGGCGCGCGGGUCGACGUGUGGACCGUGGAGCAGGAAUCCUACGACUCGGUCCGCGCUUUUGCCGCGCGCUGCGCCAACGAGGUCGACCGCCUGGACGUGGCCGUCCUAAACGCUGCGUUUGCGACCCCUGAGUGGGUUGUUACCGAGAAUGGACACGAGGCCAUGCUACAGGUCAACUACCUAUCGACGGCGCUGCUGGCCUUCCUGCUGCUCCCCGUACUCAAAGCCAGCGGCGUGAAGCACGGCAGCGGGCCGGGCCGUCUCACCAUCGUCGGUUCCAACCUCUCGCUCACCGAGCCCUUCCCCCCCACCGACAAGGACCCGAUCCUCCCUUGGCUCGACGACCCGAGCAACGCCAAGGCAUGGGGGGUCCUGGCCGCACAGCACCGUCAGGUCACGGCCAAGAUCUUCGGGCUGAUGCUGACGCAGAAGCUGGGCGAGCUGGUGGAUCCGGACCUGGUCAUCGUCAACACGGUCGAUCCGGGCAUGGUCAAGGGCACCGAUAUAGGCCGGCAACUACCCUUGGUGGCCAAGGCCUUCGUGUGGGUGAUCUUCACGCUGCUGGCGCGGACGCUGGAACAGGGCGCGUGGACCUAUCUCGACGCUGCGGUCGUCAAGGGUAGGGAGAGCCAUGGGGGUUUCCUGGUCAACUGGGAGGUGCACUCGUUCCACCCGGACAUGUACACGCCCGAGGGCCGGGCCACGACCGAGCGCGUCUGGCACGAGACGCUGCGCGACCUGAACUUUGCCGACGUCCUGGGCGCGCUGGCUUCGGUGCGUCGGGCGCCGAGUAAGAGCGCGUAGUAGCGUGCCGGUUGGCACUCGGUAGGUAGCGAAUGGGUAAUGGGAUGGUGAAGUUGACCGGGUUAAGGUCUUUUGUGACUACCUAGGUAUCUAAGCA
Molecule: messenger RNA, 1424 nt
Organism: Chaetomium fimeti
Lineage: Eukaryota; Fungi; Ascomycota; Sordariomycetes; Sordariales; Chaetomiaceae
Exons: 3
Coding region: 260-1327 (355 amino acids)
Source: RefSeq, a predicted model, not a curated record